Messenger RNA from Xylaria bambusicola, 2580 nucleotides. RefSeq lists its product as uncharacterized. The transcript has 3 exons. NCBI's taxonomy places the organism in Eukaryota, Fungi, Ascomycota, Sordariomycetes, Xylariales, Xylariaceae. The coding region runs from base 235 to 2400 and encodes 721 amino acids. The record is from RefSeq and is a predicted model, not a curated record.
GCCAUACGGGACUAACCACAAUAAGGCUAGCGAUUACUUAUGCAUCGGCAGGUGGGCCUUAUGCAGAUCUAAUGUUUACUUUCCGAUCCAUUACACUCAACGUAGGUCACAGUGGCCGGCCCGUCGCGAUAUGUGUGACGGUAUGUGAUGUCGGCAGAGACGGUUCUGAUCCAAAUCCAACAUUCACCCAUCUGAAUCGCAUCUUGUGUGACACACACAUAAAAACAUGAAACAAUGAAUGCACGCCGGACUCGCGCAGCUUCGCGCCGCGAAGAAUCAUCCGAGCCUUCAUCUUUGCGCGAGGGCGCCGUUGCCAGGCAAACGAGGAGCAGUUCCAAGCGCGCCGGACCACCAUCAGAUGCCUCCCCCCAAUCCAAACACACCCACUUCAAGAUCCCCCAAAGGGGCACUCGUCGUCGUCGCCGUCGGAGUCUAGAGAGCGUUGCUACAAAUGACUUUCCUAAGAGCACAGCCGAGCACGCUAGUCCGGAUCCUCCCGUUAUGGACCCUGAGGCCACCGAAUCACCGAGAGCCGAGCAUGUGGUGUUGUCUUCCGACACAGAGAGCGAAGAUGACUCAUAUCAUAGACUCAAGGACCUACUUGACUUUGAUCUACCGAAACUAUCACGCUGGUGUGAUAGGGUGUUCGAGGCGUUGACGGCACUCACGUUUUCUGAGCCUACUAUAGAAUGGCGGAAGAAACUCAAAACGGCGAGAAAGCAUUUCAAUCUCGCGCGUCGCCCGCUUGCUGAGACGAGCGCAGCCUACAUUGACCUCGCGUCGUCCAAUUUGCCUUAUAGAGAUGAUCCACACACAUAUAAAUUCACGCGCAAAGCAAACUUGAUUUCUCUCCUACUCUCAAUCCAUGACCUACACAAAUCCGACCAUGAUGCCGCGAAUUUCUUACAGACUUUGGACGAGGAGUUUCCUGCUUGCCUAGAUUCAGAUUCCUCAUAUUUCGAAGGCACCAGUCUAGCAUAUCGUGUCAGAUGCCGCCGGUUAAUCGAACUCUUAAGAGAGGAAUUGGAGACUGAUCCGCUUGUGGUAGCAACUACCCUCUUUUGCCAACAGUCGGCCAACACUACGACAGAGGCGAUGCAACGACUGCGUGAAGGACCGUUCAGGAGCUUCGGUCAUGAGGACCAGGGAGAUUAUACGUCUUCCUCACAAUUCAAGACGCAAAUGGAUGACCUUGUCUCGAAGCUUUCUCUACCAACAAAAGCCGAGAUAGACCAGGCUUUCGAUGAAACAUAUUCACGGGACGAACUGUUCAAAGACUUGCGGUUAUUUGCCUCUGAUAUAUAUUUGCAUUUUAUUGAGACAAUAAAGGUAGACAAUCCUCCGUCGGAUAGCCGAAAUGCAAAUGAAGCCGAUGGUGUCGAACCGGGGGAACAAGAAGGCUUGUUUGUUAGCGACGACCAUCAGUUAAAUGAUGGUUCUGAUUCCGAUGCAAGCAGUGAACACGGGUAUCACCAACUCAAGACAUUAACCAAGGAGCCAAGUUUCAUUCAAGGCCCCGGUACGCUGGCUGCAGUUAGGCAAAGCGAAAGUUAUAUAUCAAAAAACCCUGAACGAGAGCAACCGUUAAAACAAAAAACUGCCAAAGAAAAAAUGACAGAGUCACAAAUUACAGAUGCUAUUCGUCGACUCAAUCCAGCUGAGGUUCUGGGUGACUCGAGUGACGACGAGGACGACGACGAAGUCGUGCCCACAGGGAAUAGGGCCGCAGAGCCCCGCUCUCGUUCUAAUUCUCAAGAAUUGGGAGUGGCGAUGAAGCGCACACGGCCCGAAGAAGAUGAUGAUGAUGUGGAUGAUUACGAUGAUUUCGAGGUCAACGAACAGGUGAUUAAUGAGUCCAGGAGACACCGGUACGAUGACCCUGACAUUGCGAGGCCCGUUCCAAAACGGUCCCGGUUUUCAGCGGACCAGGGAAAGACUGCAGGCAGAGCACAAUCCCCAGCUGCCACACCGGCGGGCACAAAUCUCACAAACGAUGACCUCGUCACGCUGAGCCGAGCGGCACGCGCCAACAAGCUCGCACACAAAGGCAGGCCUGCCCCCCAACUUCGAGAGAGAUGGAGUAGCGCCGAUACCAACCGUCUGCUUGAUCUCAUCGCCGACCCGAACAUCAACUGCUCCUGGUCGGAAAUGGAGAGACAAGGGGGCUUUCAGACGUACCGGAACCAGCAGGCUAUCCGCGACAAGGCGCGCAACUUGAAAAAGGGCUACCUCUGUGCGGACGCGAUUCUACCCAGUGGAUUCGACCUCGUCUACCUCAGCAAGAAGGAGAAAAGCGAUGUCAUUGCCUCGGGACAUAAUCCGGAUAGGAUGGAGGACGAUAUCGACGAACGCGGCCGUGUGAUUCAUAACUUGUGGAAGGACAGAUUAAUGAAAAGUUGAGCCUCUGGGUGAGAUGAGAACGACGAAGUUGCGGCGUUUCGGGGUUGGGUGGGUAUAUAUUACCUCGCCUUGGUUGGCUGGUGUUUGGAUCAAUGGUGGUGCAAAAGGGCGGUGGCGGUUCAAGCUGAUGAUAUCCAAUAUACAUAAGUUUUAUGUUUUAUUUUCUGCGAAGAAUAUGCA